UAAAAAGUUCCAAAAUUAAUAAUACUAUAUUAACUUCGAAGUAGUGAGAAGGAAAUAGCAAUAACAAGAAAAUAAUUAAGAAGUAGGAAAAAAAAAUUCAAAUUACUAUGCAUUUCACUUUAUUUUUUCAUUGACAUUUGGUGUGUGAGGAGGUUUUCUAUUGGAGAAUUAUAAGCAAAAUUUCGUGUAAAACGUAAAUAAAUUUUGGUUUAAUUAACGAAAAAAUUACACAAAUUAAUACGAAAAUAUUCAAAAGUAAUUUUAAAUAUUUAUAAUACAUGUAUUAUAAAAUCAAAGUGCAAUAUUCUAACACAAGAAGAAAGUCGUAAAAAACGGGCUUGUAAAAACGGGAAACGUCAUCGCUGUGUCAUCGCAAUUUCCAUUUCCUAACUAAAAUUUCCAAUUCAAAUUAUUUAAAUAGAUAUUUAAAAAAAAAAACAAAAUUAAAAGUUAAUAAAUAAUUAUUGUAAAAAAAUUCAAAGUGAUAAAUUAUAGAAGUUUAAUUAUAAAUAUUUGGAGAAAAACGACAACACCUACUUUUGCCGUCAUCUAACAAUUGCAGUAACAUCAAUAAAUAUUGUAACAAAUACACUGCUACGUCUUCGCUCCCCUCAUCAAUUACAGUUACAGUUACAGUUGGUGUUGCUGUUGCUGUUGUUGUGUUUUGUGUCUUGUGUCUUGUGCUAUCCACAAACCCACACGAAAGUUGUAAGCUUUUACCGACCGAUCAACAAACAAUUCGACUUAUUAUUGCACACGCUCAGAUACAAAUUCUAGUAAAAGUUGAGUAAAGUACAUCAUUAUUGCCGAAAAACCUAAGGAUCCCAUGCGACUUGCUUUGGAGCACUAAAACAGCAAAUCAACAAUUAAAGAAUUAAAAAUCUUUGCAAAAAACAAACGAAAAGUUUUUAACUAAAAGCCUAAAGACAAAUUAAAAAUGAGAAAACAAAAGGACGAUAUGCAAGUUAAUGUUGCCGGUUUACGCAGAAAUAUCAAAAAUCUCGCGCAUAACUAUUCUGAUGCCCAAGUAAAGGUACGCGAAGCUACUUCAAACGAUCCAUGGGGUCCUUCAGCGACAAUAAUGGCUGAAAUAGCCGAUUUAACAUAUAAUGUGGUAGCUUUCUCUGAGAUUAUGCAAAUGAUUUGGAAACGUUUGAAUGAUCACGGAAAAAAUUGGCGUCAUGUUUAUAAGGCACUUAUACUAUUGGAAUACUUGAUCAAAACUGGUACUGAGAAAGUAGCACAACAAUGCAAAGAAAAUAUAUUUGCUAUACAAACUUUGCGUGAGUUCACAUAUUUCGAGGAGGGUAAGGAUCAAGGCACGCAUGUGCGGGAAAAAGCUAAGCAAUUAGUCAAUUUGCUGAAGGAUGAUGAACGUUUGAAAAAUGAACGAGUUAAAGCAUUGAAAGCAAAAGAACGUUUUGCACAACAUCCUAGUGGUUUCGGUAGUGACGGAUAUAUAGAUGGCCCGUUACAACGGGAUUUACCACCUGGUUGGCAAGAGGAACCAACGAAACCAGUGUCAGAGUUGGAAAUGGUACGACCACAAACAGCAGGUGAAGAGGAAUUACAAUUGCAAUUGGCUAUGGCUAUGUCACGCGAAGAAGCCGAACAGGAGGAAGCCAAACGUCGUAGCGAUGAUGUGCGUUUGCAGUUAGCAUUAAGUCAAAGUGAACAGGACUUUAAAGACCAAACUGUUAAGCCUAUAAAAGAAGAGCCACAAAGUCAUUUGCUUGAUUUAUUAGAUAUAUCCUUAGGAGCGGCUAGUAUAUCAAGUCCACCGCUAGUAGGUGCAGGUAUCGCUAGCAGUGAUCCUUGGGGUACACCAGCAAGAGCUGCAAGUCAGCUAUCUGACCCAUGGUCUGGUACAUCAUCACCACCAAUUGAUCCUUGGCAACCAGCGGGCAUGCGAUCUAAUACUGCACCACUUGGUGCUGUUGGUGGUGGUAAUGUAAUGGGUAUGAAUGGCGAUGCUUGGGCAUUGCGUACGCAAUCACCAUCAGUGGCGUCAGGAUCAUCAACAGAAGGUUGGCUUCAUAGUAACGGUGCUGGCCUCAACGGUAAUGCUAAUGUACUGGGUGCAACAGCUAUGCCAACUGAAUCUUGGAUUUCAAAAACAACUGUUGCAACUGUUGCAGCUGUACCACCGAACCCAUCUUCGGAUCCGUGGUUAUCUGAUGGUGUUAGACCCGGUGCUGCUGCUCCAGCUUCAGCUAAAAAUUUAACUUUAGCCGAUCCUUGGGCACCGAAAGCAAAUGUUGAAGAUCCCUGGAAAAAUAUGGAUAACCCUAUUGUAAAGAAACCUUCGCCAGACAUGGAUGAAUUCGAUAUAAUAACUAACCGCAAUAAGACUGGAGAUAUAUUGACUAAUAAUUCAAUUAGUGGCCCUAAUAAUAACAAUUCUUCUCUUUUAGAUGAAAUGGAUCCUUUGUCGACAAGAAAUACAGCUUCAUCAUUGUCCUUAACGAAUUCUAAAAAACCGCUUAAAAAUCCCCAAGCAUUUUUGGGAGAAAACUCCGCUUUAGUUAAUUUGGAUAAUUUAAUAAAACCAGUAGCACCACAAGGACAAACGGGCAAUAUGGCUUAUAAUCCAUUCAGUGAUACGGUUUUACCACCCAAAACAAAUCUAUUCCAACAACAGCAACCAGCAGUGCCGUCCAUUAAUCAACUAAAACAACAACAGCCUUUCACGAUGACGGUUAAUCAAGAUCCAUGGGCACCUGUUGCCAAUUCAAAUGCAAACUCCCAACCAUAUUCGCAACAAGUACCUAAUGUUAACGUCGCGGAAGGGAAUAUUGAUCGCUCUACUGUUGCAAAUUCAAAUACUUUAAUCAAUACAAAUGCUAACUACAACUUGAAUAGUUCAAAUCGCAGUAUGCCCUACUCAAGAAGUGAUUAUGAUGUUUUCAAUACAGCGCAUAAUCGAAACGAAUACCACAAUUAUAAUAUGAAUAAUAAUUACAACAAUAAUUACGCAAAUAGUAAUCAAAAUUUUAGUCACAGUGUUGAUAAUAUAAGAAACAUGCAAGUUACUUCAAAUGACGAAAUAUAUGCAACGCCCUUAGGCUUCACUACAAUAGCCCAAAAGCAAUAUCAAUACAAUAAUCAGCCCUUUGGCGCUGUAGGAAAUAUCUAUGCAUAUAAUGAAAAUGCAAAUUCUCCGGGUGCAGAAUCAAACUUUGCAGCCAGUUAUAGUAGUGCAUUAUCUGCGUCACUGGCUGAGACGCCUGGUGUCAAAAUUUCUCCGUUUACUGUAGCUACUAACAAUGCUUUUAAUAUUGCAACAAGUGCAACAGUUGAAGCAAAUAAUUUACUGAAUAUUGGCUUUUGUGAUCAGAGCAUAUCUUGCAAUUCAUCAACAGCAAAAUCGAAUGUGGAUAAUAACAACAUGCCUUGGAUCAAGCCAGAAGCAGCAGCAUCAAAUCCAUUUUUAUCAUAAAUUAUAUAUUUUAUAGUAUUUUUAUUUCUUGGAUCGGGGGUCAACAAAAUAACAAAACUAAAA
Molecule: messenger RNA, 3502 nt
Organism: Teleopsis dalmanni
Lineage: Eukaryota; Metazoa; Arthropoda; Insecta; Diptera; Diopsidae
Gene: lqf
Product: epsin-1
Exons: 12
Coding region: 938-3439 (833 amino acids)
Biological process (GO): endocytosis
Cellular component (GO): clathrin vesicle coat; endosome; plasma membrane
Molecular function (GO): phospholipid binding; clathrin binding
Source: RefSeq, a predicted model, not a curated record